Pimephales promelas (fathead minnow) is the source of this 2699-nucleotide messenger RNA. It is a transcript of the gene pabpc1a, whose product is annotated as poly(A) binding protein, cytoplasmic 1a. Gene Ontology annotation, molecular function: RNA binding. The record is from RefSeq and is a predicted model, not a curated record. NCBI's taxonomy places the organism in Eukaryota, Metazoa, Chordata, Actinopteri, Cypriniformes, Leuciscidae.
UUCCGCUUCUCUCCCCCUACCUUGUGCGGUGCGAGAGAGAGCGCGUGUGCCACAGAGCCUCGGCACACUCAUCUUAUAUAAAAAAUCAAAAAUACAAAAAAAAUCACAAAACAAGAAAAAAAUACAAACAAAAAAUCUACUUUUAUUGCCGAGUACCUCGGUGAAGCAGGAUCAGCGGACAGAUUUGAGAAGUUUAUUAUUAAGGCAGCACCGCAGUAGGCCUGAGGAGAUUUUAAUCAUCUUAUCAUCGGCACCGCGAACACGUCGACGCCAAUUCGUUACCAAACGCGUUUUAAUUAGUCUUCAAUACUGUUCUUUAAGGGUAUUUAUCGUGUUAAGGCGUUUUCGAAAGGUAAAUUAAACCGAGUAACGUUAGUUUGGAGCUCGUGCGUCGCCAUUACUAAACUCGUCAGUUUUUCCAGGUGUUGCGGUAGAUCGCUGUUUUGUCGUACGGAAGAAAGAUGAACCCUAGCGCUCCAAGUUACCCGAUGGCCUCCCUGUAUGUGGGGGAUUUGCACCAGGAUGUCACCGAGGCCAUGCUUUACGAGAAGUUCAGCCCUGCCGGGCCCAUUCUGUCCAUUCGGGUGUGCAGGGACAUGAUGACCCGCCGCUCUCUCGGUUACGCCUACGUCAACUUCCAGCAACCCGCUGACGCUGAGCGUGCCUUGGACACAAUGAACUUUGACGUGAUUAAGGGACGACCCGUCCGCAUCAUGUGGUCCCAGCGAGACCCCUCACUGCGCAAGAGUGGUGUUGGCAACAUCUUCAUCAAGAACUUGGACAAGUCCAUCGACAACAAGGCCCUUUACGACACAUUCUCUGCCUUCGGAAACAUCCUGUCCUGCAAGGUGGUUUGCGAUGAGAACGGCUCUAAAGGAUACGGCUUUGUGCACUUUGAGACCCAUGAGGCCGCAGAAAGAGCCAUUGAGAAAAUGAACGGCAUGUUGCUCAAUGACCGCAAAGUGUUUGUCGGUCGCUUCAAGUCUCGCAAGGAGCGCGAGGCUGAGAUGGGCGCCCGUGCCAAAGAGUUCACCAAUGUUUACAUCAAGAACUUCGGAGAGGAUAUGGAUGAUGAGAAGCUGAGGGAGAUAUUCAACAAAUAUGGUCCAGCACUGAGCAUUCGCGUCAUGACCGAUGAGAGCGGCAAAUCUAAGGGCUUUGGCUUUGUCAGCUUUGAGAGGCACGAGGAUGCCCAGAGAGCUGUGGAUGAGAUGAAUGGGAAAGAGAUGAACGGAAAGCAGGUUUACGUGGGUCGUGCGCAGAAGAAGGGUGAACGUCAGACUGAGCUCAAGCGCAAGUUUGAGCAAAUGAAGCAGGACCGCAUGACUCGCUACCAGGGAGUAAAUCUCUACGUGAAAAAUCUUGAUGACGGCUUGGAUGACGAACGCCUGCGUAAAGAAUUCGCACCAUUCGGCACCAUUACCAGUGCUAAGGUGAUGAUGGAAGGUGGCCGCAGUAAGGGUUUUGGAUUCGUCUGCUUCUCUUCCCCUGAAGAAGCCACUAAGGCCGUGACUGAAAUGAACGGCCGUAUCGUCGCCACCAAGCCCUUGUACGUCGCGCUGGCCCAGCGGAAAGAAGAGCGCCAGGCUCACCUCACCAGCCAAUACAUGCAGAGGAUGGCCAGUGUCAGAGCCGUACCGAACCCCGUCAUCAACCCCUACCAGCCCGCACCACCAUCUGGAUACUUCAUGGCAGCCAUUCCACAGGCUCAGAAUCGUGCUGCGUACUAUCCCACCAGUCAGCUCGCACAGCUCCGCCCCAGUCCUCGCUGGGCCACUCAGGGUGUCCGGCCACAGCAUUUCCAGAAUAUGCCUAAUGCCAUCAGGCAAUCUGCACCCCGUCCACAAACCUUCGGUGCCGUGCGUCCCACCUCCCAGGUCCCUCGAAUGAUCCCCUCACAGCGCAUGGCGUCUCAAGCGAUGGGACCUCGUCCUUCUGGUGCAGGUGCCGCUACUGGUACCGCUCAGGUGAGAGGAGUGCCACAGUACAAGUAUGCUCCUGGAGUCCGCAACCCGCAGCAGCACAUGCCCAACCAGCCGCAGGUUCCCAUGCAGCAGCCUGCGGUCCACGUUCAAGGUCAGGAGCCACUGACUGCGUCCAUGUUAGCUGCCGCCCCUCCACAAGAACAGAAGCAGAUGCUGGGUGAGCGCCUGUUCCCGCUCAUCCAGAACAUGCAUCCCAGUCUGGCUGGAAAGAUCACUGGUAUGCUUUUGGAGAUCGACAAUUCAGAGCUGCUCCACAUGCUGGAGUCGCCGGAGUCUCUGAGGUCAAAGGUGGAUGAAGCAGUAGCGGUGCUGCAGGCUCACCAGGCCAAGGAAGCCGCCCAGAAAUCAGUCCCCAGCACUGCUGUGCCGGCCGUCUAACGCAAGAAUGAACCUCUCUGGCCCUGACUUCACCAAGGACGCAUUAAAAAAAGAGAAUAAAUAUAGAAAAACCAGAAACUCAAAACAGAAAAAAACCCUACAGUGAUUACAUCCAAAUAUUUUGCCAGGUUGAGAGAGCUCUUGACCUUGAUUUAUUAUUAAAAAUGUCCAAAAAAACAGAAAACUUUUAAUUUUGAAAAUUCCAAAACAUUCCUUUCUUUUUAUUCCUCUUAAUUGAAUGCUCAUUGUCAAUUGUGUUCUUGCAGUUGAUAGCUGAACAUUUGGGAAAAGUACAUUGGAUUAAACUGCUUGAAUAAAUAAAACUUUAAACAUUUA